Theobroma cacao (cacao) is the source of this 834-nucleotide messenger RNA. NCBI's taxonomy places the organism in Eukaryota, Viridiplantae, Streptophyta, Magnoliopsida, Malvales, Malvaceae. The record is from RefSeq and is a predicted model, not a curated record.
AUGGAUUUCAACAACUCAAAAACCAACUCACCUUCCUCUUCUAAAAACAAAAGAAAGCAGCAUCAGCAGCAACCUCAACAGCAACAAGAAACAAGAUUCUUGGGAGUACGGAGGAGGCCAUGGGGCCGAUACGCAGCCGAGAUAAGAGACCCUUCCACAAAAGAAAGGCAUUGGCUUGGCACCUUUGACACUGCCGAGGAAGCUGCCUUAGCCUAUGACCGUGCCGCUCGUUCCAUGCGUGGCUCCAAGGCUCGAACCAACUUUGUUUAUUCUGAUAUGCCAGCUGGCUCUUCCGUCACCUCCAUCAUCUCCCCUGACGAAUCACAGCAUGACAUGUCAUCCAUUUUUACCAUUAAUCCCCCUUUCCACCAACAAAACGAUGCUAACCAGAACCACCUUUUCUUCACUCAAGACCCUUUCAGUGCAUGCCAGUUUUCGUCCGGGUUACCCGCUGGUGACGGGUGGACCCAAGAUAGUGAUACGGUGGGGUCUUACAGGCCCAUUACUGGUGUCAUGGAUGCUGGAAAUGGUGGUUCUCAACAUUUCAGCGAUGACUCUGAGCUGCCACCUUUGCCUCCUGAUGUCUCCUCCACCUGUUACGGGUCUGGAAGUGUUGGACCAGAUAUGGGUUAUGGAGCUUGGAAUGACGCAGGCCUUUUCGGGUUCUCGGAUCAAAGCACAAAUGGGUUUGACUCGGCAGUGAGUGGACCGUAUUUGGGCUUUAAUACUUACGAGUUUGUGCAGCACAGCCCACUCUUUGGGAGGGUGCCAUCGGUUCCUGAUACGGUAACUGACGGGUUUGAUUUGGGUUCAUCGUCGGGUUACUUCUUUUAA